AUGCCGAAAUCUCCUAAAGCUUGUUUAUAUGUAUGCUGUCCCGAAGAAUGUCCCAAGCAGUACGAAUGUACCUGCACAAUAAAAUGCAAGUUUUUUUGUGGUUAAUAAUUUUUUUAUCAUAGGCAAGCCCGUUAAACCAAAAAAAUGUGAAUGCUGCAUCUGUGGAGAUAUUUGCUGUCCGGUUGACACCUGUGUGGUAAUGGAACCGUGCAAGCCAAAGGAGUGCCGUAUCAAAGUCAAGUGUCUUGAACCAUGUCCUGAGUAUGAGUUUUAGUAAAUAUUUUCAUUUUUUACUUAGGCCGUGUCUACCGCCGUGCCCACCACCGUGUCCGCCACCAUGUCCGCCACCAUGCCCACCACCAUGUCCACCACCUCGCACAUUCCUGUGCCAGGAGUGUUGUGUCUGUGCUUGCGACCCAUGCCCCUAA
This is a messenger RNA of Spirometra erinaceieuropaei, 428 nucleotides long. The record is from the annotation of a GenBank genome assembly. Lineage: Eukaryota; Metazoa; Platyhelminthes; Cestoda; Diphyllobothriidea; Diphyllobothriidae.